Molecule: messenger RNA, 1630 nt
Organism: Drosophila novamexicana
Lineage: Eukaryota; Metazoa; Arthropoda; Insecta; Diptera; Drosophilidae
Product: WSCD family member CG9164
Exons: 5
Coding region: 95-1063 (322 amino acids)
Molecular function (GO): sulfotransferase activity
Source: RefSeq, a predicted model, not a curated record
UUGUUUUCAGCUGGUAGCAUUACGGGAAAUUAAGCGCUUUAAUUGGUCUCAUCAAAUGCGCGCAAAUCCAUUAGAAUAAUGCAAAGGCGGCGUAAUGGCACUGCAAGGCUGGCGCUUUUUCGGUGUCUCGGCAACAAUCAUCAUCUAUAUAGGCGGCGUCCUGUUUCUAUCCAUGAACAAUAUACCCGGCACGCAUCCAAAACGCACGCGCAUCGAGCGAUUCGCCGAGUUUUCCAGCUUUCAUAGUCCCCGGUUUCCCAUGCCCAGUCGCAAAAUGACCAUUCGCUGGUGUCGCGACCUCAGAUAUCUGAAUCGCGAGCUUCCAAACUACACAGACUACAAGGCAGGCGCCUACUACACUGCUUUGCCCAGCGAUGCGAGCGCCAGCCUGCAGCUGCAGGGUAUCGCGCCGUCGCCCAUGCUGACCGCGCUGGCCAGCUUUCCGGGCAGCGGCAACACGUGGCUGCGGUAUCUACUGCAGCAGGCGACGGGCAUAUUGACGGGCAGCAUUUACAAGGACUACGGCCUGCUGAAGACGGGCUUUCCGGCGGAAAAUGUGUGCAACAGCUCAGUAUUAUUGGUCAAGACGCACGAAUGGGGCGCCAAGGCGUGGGCCCCCUUCUCCAAAGCCAUACUCCUGGUCCGCGAUCCCGAGAAGGCCAUCAUUGCCGAGUUCAAUCGCCAGAGCGGCGGUCACAUUGGCUUCGCCUCACCCGAUCGCUACAAGCGCACAAAGGGCAAAUAUUGGCAACAGUUUGUCAGCAAUAAGCUGAAGGGCUGGGAGCUCAUGAAUCUCAGCUGGGCGCGCAAUUUUACGGGCAGUAUUAAGGUUGUGUUCUACGAUGAUCUGGUGCACAAUACGGAGCGCGAAUUGCGCAACAUACUCGAGUUUCUCGAGUAUCCGGUUAACGAGCAGCUGAUGCGCUGCGCCCUCAUGCGCAAGGAGGGCAUAUUCCGGCGCAAGAAGCGGCUGCUAUCCUUCGAUCCGUAUACGGAUGCAAUGCGGGCCGAGCUGCUGGCGCGCAGGCGGCUCGUCUACGGUUUGCUGGGCAGACACGAUUAGGAAUGGAGCGACAAAGUGAAUAUAAGUAUAAGCUAUAAGGUUUAAGGUUUACGGAUCUAGGCUAGACGACAAAUUGAGCAACGAGCAAAGCAAAGCAAAGCAAUUCACCACCUGAGGACAACAGUUCGGCACCAUCCUGCUCCCCGGCACCGUGCACCCCGCAACCCGAAUUCGGCACUCGGCACCCGCUACCCGCCACCCGGCACCGUGCAGCUGACAUCCAAUCUCCUGCCGACCCACAAAAAUGCCUUUCAGUUCGAGUCCACACGGCAAAGGACUUUCAAUAGGACCAUAGAUCUCAAUCGAAAACUGUUUAGAAGCACAUUUAAGCAACGAUGCCAAUCGGCGAAAGAAAAUGAGAAAGUCAAAUACGAUACGAGAAGAAGCAAGCGAAGGUAUUAUUUGUAUAUGAAUAAGAAGAAGAACAGAAGUAGCAGUAAGAACACAAUAAUAAUAUUUAUAACGAACCCUGCCCUAAAGUUCCCUGCCAUGCGCAUCGUUUCGUAUCGUUUGCUGCUUAGUUCAACUAUUUAGUAUAUAUAUUAAUAAUAUCUAGAUCUUAAGUUC